AUGCAGCAUUCACAGAAAUUUGCUGUCUUGACGACACUGGGUGCCCUGUCCGUCGCCGCUGCUGGCAGCAUCCCUCGCGGUGUCGGCCCAGAGUUUGCCUCGCAUUACCAAUCCAAGGAUAGUUUCCGCUGCAUUGCGAACCCAGACGUCGAGAUUAGCGUGAGCCGAGUCAACGACAACACCUGCGAUUGCCCCGACGGCUCGGACGAACCUGGCACUGCCGCCUGCGCUCACAUCGACCCUCUAUCUCCUCAACAGCCAUUGCCUGGCAGCAGCUCGGGCACGACCAGUGCCAAGAACUCACUCCCUGGCUUUUGGUGCGAGAACAAGGGACACAUUGGCGCCUAUGUGCCCUUCCUCUACGUCAACGAUGGCAUCUGCGACUACGACCUGUGCUGCGACGGCAGCGAAGAGUACGCGUCCGUGGGCGGAACCAAGUGCGAGAACCGUUGCGCUGAGAUUGGCAAAGAGUACCGUCGACUAGCUGAGGAGAAGGACAAGAAGAUGAGAAACGCCCAGACGCAGCGAUCCAAAAUGAUCUCCGAUUCGGAAGUGCUACGCAAGCAGACCGAGGCUCGUAUCAUGGAGCUCGAGAACCAAAUCCGCGCUGGAUUGGCCCAAAAGGUUGCCCUCGAUGCGAAAUACAAGGACCUCCAGAAAAAGGACCGCAACCGCGUCGUCAAGUCUGGCGGUGGAGGAAAGCUGGGCGUGCUGCUCGGCCAAGCCAAGGGCCGCGUCAAUGAGCUGCGCGAGACGCUCACCAAGGUUGCGGACGAGCGUGAUAAGCUGCGCAUCAAGGUGAAUGAGCUGGACACCGUUCUCCGCAAGCUCAAGGAGGAGUACAACCCCAACUUCAACGACGAGGGCGUCAAGGCUGCAGUCAAGUCGUUUGAGGACUUCGCUGCUCGUGAGGCUGAGCAGCCUGCCGCCGGUGGAGAUGAUGUUUCGAGUGUCUUGGCCGAGGACGGCGAACACAGCGGCAUCAACUGGGUCGAGUUUGAAACAUCCGAUGAUGAUACCGACAUUAUCUAUGCUUUCGAUGCCUAUAUCCCCGCCUCUCUUCGUGAGUUCAUCCAGAAUAAAAAGGCUGCCAUUCGCGACUGGCUCGUCGAAAACGGACUGCUGGCCGAAAAAGAAAACGUUGCCUCCGAGUCGCAGGUCACCAGAGAGGCCCGAGAAGCCAAGGAGAAUGCCGAGCGUGACCUGAAAACAAAGGAGCAGGACCUCGAGAAUGAAAAGUCGGACCUCUCCAAGGACUACGGCCCCUCCAACAUCUUCCGCUCCCUUAAGGGCCAAUGCAUCGAGAUUGACGCGGGCGAGUACACGUACGAGCUGUGCUGGCUGGACAAGACGAGCCAAAAGUCCAAAAAGGGCCACGGCAACACCAACAUGGGCAACUUUAAGCGCAUCGACCGCGAGCAGGCCGACGACGAAGAGCGGCUCGACGGCAAGAGCCUGGGCAAGGGCACCCGGAUGGUGCUGCGCUACGAGGACGGACAGGCCUGCUGGAACGGACCGAACCGCCGGACCGACGUCUGGCUGGGCUGCUCGGACAAGGAGGAGCUGUGGCGCGUCACCGAGGCCGAGAAGUGCGUGUACAAGAUGGAGGUCGGCACGCCGGCGGCCUGCGAUGAGCAGGUGGAAAGCAAGGACCACGUCAAGGACGAAUUGUAA
Molecule: messenger RNA, 1674 nt
Organism: Akanthomyces muscarius
Lineage: Eukaryota; Fungi; Ascomycota; Sordariomycetes; Hypocreales; Cordycipitaceae
Exons: 3
Coding region: 1-1674 (557 amino acids)
Biological process (GO): N-glycan processing
Cellular component (GO): glucosidase II complex
Source: RefSeq, a predicted model, not a curated record